AUGACCGAUAACAGCAGUCACAAUAACACUAGCUAUAAUUAUAAUAGUAACAAUGACAACCGGUAUAAAACGAAACGAGAAAACAAUAAUAACGAUACGAAACGGGAUGAAAGUAGCGGAAUAAAUGAUAAUAACUUAACGGUUCUUAGAAGAUUGAAACGAGACGAUAAAAGCGAUCUAGUUGAGAAUUUCGUUAAGAAUAUUUCGGAACCAAAUAACAUUCCGAACGGAUCGUACUGGACUUACAUAGUGGCCGUUAUCAGCUGCUUAAUAAUUUUUAUGGGGCUAUUCGUCAGUGAUUAUUACUAUUGCUAUUAUUAUUAUUUCUUAUUAUUUCCAACGAAAACUCCAAAAUGCAGCAUCGUCCUCAUCUACAUAUUCUUCAUCGACAAAUCAUUCCUAGAGCCACAACUUAAUGACGCAAAGAAUCUUGGAAGCCAAAGAACAGAUGAACUCACAAGGGUGGAAGGAUAUGUUGAAAAUAUGAUUUUCUAUCAGGCUCUUGUGAACAAGCCAAAAAAUGCUAAGAUCAUAGUCAGUGAAAAUAACGUGAGAAAAGAAUUCGAUAAAAAUGAACAGAAAAAAGGGCCGUGGUCAGUUUCAUCAACGAUUAAGUUCGGCAAUAAGAAGGCUUCCAAACAUUCUAAAACCUCCAAAACAACUACCAACACGUUCACCAGCGUUUUCGUCAAUGGGUCAGUAUCCCAUAAGGCCAACAAUUUGAAAAUUUUUCAUCAAAAUGUUGCCGAUAGCGAGAACUUUAAAACUAAUUUUAUCGAUAAAUGCCAAAAAUGGGAUUGCGCUAAAUAA
Helobdella robusta is the source of this 810-nucleotide messenger RNA. RefSeq lists its product as hypothetical. The record is from RefSeq and is a predicted model, not a curated record. NCBI's taxonomy places the organism in Eukaryota, Metazoa, Annelida, Clitellata, Rhynchobdellida, Glossiphoniidae. The coding region runs from base 1 to 810 and encodes 269 amino acids. The transcript is spliced from 7 exons.